AUGAAACAAGCAGCAAACGACAACUGUCGAAGCAUUGCAUUCCCAGCUAUCGGUUGUGGUCUAGCUAAAUGUUCAACUAGUCUAGUUGCUCAAACGAUGAUUCAAGAAGUCCACCGUCAGUUAGCUAAAUAUCCUCUUUCUGUUAUAUUUGUAAUUAAACCAGAAAGAUCGGAUAUUUAUGACGAGUUUAAUAAAGAAAUUCGUUUAUUACAAGAACCUAAACAACCAUCGAAUGUUGAAUACAUUUCAACAACAAUUGGAAAAGGAACAAUCGAAGUUGAAAAGGGAAAUAUAACUAAACAAAAGGUAACAAGAUAA
Rotaria sp. Silwood2 is the source of this 318-nucleotide messenger RNA. The record is from the annotation of a GenBank genome assembly. Lineage: Eukaryota; Metazoa; Rotifera; Eurotatoria; Philodinida; Philodinidae.